AGAAAAUAUAAAUUAUUGAGAAAAAUUCAAUUACGUUUAGAGCGCCCGUCGAUCAUAUCGGAAUCUUUCCAAUAUGUCUCUUGAAUAUGAGACAACAUCGUAAAGUUACAGAUACAAUAAGGUUAAAAUAUGAUUUUGAUACAGACUUUUGUAUGUACUCCUAAUAAAUAAAAUAUUUUAUUAUGAACGGAUUAAUCGCAUUUAAAAUCUCACUAUAAAAGGUACAGAUAAUUAUGAGUUUCAUCACGUUAUUACAAUUGAGACAAACCAGAAUAUUAACUAAAUGUCUCUUAGAACAAUAUUUGAAAAGAUAUUUAAGGUGUCAAACAAAGUUUUAUUGUAUUAAACAUACUAAUCAUAAAAAUGCUAUUAAUUCAAAAGAUCGUAUUGUAAAACGAAAAGCAUUAAAGGCACGUAUAUUGGAAGAUUUUAAAGAAACAAGAAAAAAAGUAGAAGGAAUAAUCGAAAGAGAAAAUAUAUGGACUGUUCCCAAUCUUCUUUGUGUGGGUCGUAUGAUCACAUCGCCUUAUUUAAGUUACUUAAUACUAUCACAAGAUUAUCAGGUAGCACUAUGGCUAUUAGCAUUCGCAGGAGUUAGCGAUUUAGCUGAUGGAUGGAUUGCAAGAACAUGGUCGUCACAAGCUUCUAAACUUGGAAGUUUUUUGGAUCCUGUUGCCGAUAAAUUGCUUGUAGGAACACUCUUUCUUUCUUUGGCAUGGGUAGGAUUAAUACCGGUACCUCUUACAUGUCUUGUUGUAGCAAGAGAUAUUGCUCUAGUUGGUGCGGCAUCUUAUAUCAGAUAUCGAUCAUUACCUGCACCCAAAACAUUGGCAAGAUAUUUUGAUCCUACACAUGCGACAGUACAAUUAGCACCUACUAUCGCGAGUAAAUUGAAUACAGCAGUUCAAUUGUCUUUUGCUGCUGGAACUGUAGCAGCUCCUGUUUUUCACUUUGUGAACCAUCCUGUUCUCCAAUGUUUGUGCUAUAUAACUGCAAUAUCAACACUUGCUGGAGGUAUUAGUUAUUUGACAUCUAGGAAUACGUAUAAAUUUCUUAGAAAGAAAAAAAUUUCAACACGGUCAUAAUUUAUUUUUUCAUUAUCAUUACUUAAUAGCAGAUGAGUAAUGUACAGUUAUCGAAUCUUAUGUACAAAUUUAUUAUUGCAAUUUUUUACAUAUACUAUUUUGCAUAUCGAUAUUCAAGUAAUAUAAUGUUUACAGAGAAACAUAUUAGUUAAUAAACUUGUAUAUGUAUAUCUACACUAAUUAAUCUAUGUAAAUUGAUUAAUUUAACCUUAUUAAAACAAAAUAUCAGUUACGUUAUACAUUUCGUAAGCGAACUCUUCCCAUUCAAAAGGAUCAUGUACUACACCAAUAUAAUCUAUCUCCAGCUUAAAAGGACCAGGAAUUCUAUCAGAAGCUAAAAUACCAAAACUUGAUAUAUUAUCUAAAGGUAUAGGUUCUUGAUCGUCUUGUACUUUUCCAUGACUAGACAAAAAGAAUUUUGAAAAUGGUAUUUUCACAUAUUGCCAAUAUGGGCCACCUCUUGUAUAAAUUACAUAAUUAUACAAAUCAUUCCAAUGUACAUCAUAUAAUCCUUUCGUUCCAAUAUUAAUCAUAUAAACUCUACCAUCCCCUCUUACACGCAUAACAAGAUGAUUGUAUAACUGCCAAUUUAAACGUGUUUCUCGUUUAAAACUUUUCCUGAAUUUUGCUGUUCUAAGAGCACAGUAACCUGCAUAGGUUAUUUUACCAUCUUUUGGAAUUCUAUAAUCUAAAUUACCGGAAAAGACAGCUUUGCCUUCUGGACUUAAUUCUAGUCUACAAAAAUGAAAAAACUUUUAAUAUAAAACUUUUUCAAAGUUCUAUAUCAAGCUAAAUAGAAUUAGCAAACAAAAUAUAUACUCACUUGCAAGUUGAAUAACCUUCGUUAUAAUCACUAUCGCAUACAAUCAACCAUGAAUCCAAAGAUUUUUGAUUGCCAUUAAAAUCCCAAACAAUGUCUACUUCAUCUGAUGGAUGAAAGGCAUUAUCUUUCAUUUUUUCUUUUCUUUCUUUCUUCAAUAAAGCUAAUUCUUCUUUUAAA
Vespa velutina is the source of this 2085-nucleotide messenger RNA. RefSeq names its product probable cardiolipin synthase (CMP-forming) (gene CLS). The coding region runs from base 234 to 1085 and encodes 283 amino acids. Gene Ontology annotation, biological process: cardiolipin biosynthetic process. The record is from RefSeq and is a predicted model, not a curated record. Gene Ontology annotation, molecular function: cardiolipin synthase activity. Gene Ontology annotation, cellular component: membrane; mitochondrion. The transcript is spliced from 4 exons. Lineage: Eukaryota; Metazoa; Arthropoda; Insecta; Hymenoptera; Vespidae.